Molecule: messenger RNA, 5769 nt
Organism: Wyeomyia smithii (pitcher-plant mosquito)
Lineage: Eukaryota; Metazoa; Arthropoda; Insecta; Diptera; Culicidae
Gene: NAT1
Product: eukaryotic translation initiation factor 4 gamma 2
Exons: 6
Coding region: 1026-4043 (1005 amino acids)
Cellular component (GO): eukaryotic translation initiation factor 4F complex
Molecular function (GO): protein binding; mRNA binding; translation initiation factor activity
Source: RefSeq, a predicted model, not a curated record
CCAGUUGCUCAGUAGUUGAACAGUAUUCGUCCGAAGCAGUCGCGAACGUUCAAAACGGUUCUCAUUUCCGUUCGAGGUCGCGUGUUGUUACUCGAAAGAAGAAAAAAAAGUUCAAUAAGAAGAAACCCUGUGUAUCAAUUGAUACACUCACAGAAGACUCUGUAGUACAUAUUGAAACUAGGAAGUGAAGUGAUAUAACCAUUGCGACUUAACAGUCGAUCUAUUGCGCCUGUACAGUUGGAUUUUUUUAUUAUAUUGACGUAUCGACAGAGCCAGUUAGUGAGAAGUGGUUCUAUACGAAGCGAACGAUUCAAGACUCCGCAUCAACCGUGAUCAGAAUCGCAGUUGAGCGUUAAAUUCAUCCCAAUUUAACGAACAGUAGAUCAGUGUACCAGUGCUUCACCGGAACCGCACGCACGUGCACAAGGCGGCACUCUCUUCCAUUCAUAAGCGACCGUCUGUUGUUGGGGCAGAGAAUCUCACUUGACAGGCGGGCACCGUCCCCCGGAAAAGCCGCUAGGAUUCAUCGUUCAACGUAUCACUCUUUCGAACCGGCUCGGAAGCAGCCCUUGAAGGCAGCCCAGGAGCAGCAGCACUAUCCUACACAACCACUGGUUGCCGUUUCUUCUUUCACCAUUCCCGGAAAAAUAGAGAAGAUAGCGGUUCCGUCGUCGGCUGGGUUGCGGAGCGCGUAUCCUGCUGGUGGUCCGUUGCUAACCUCCAAGACGGAAGACCCCAGGCAAACGGGGACAGAGUCUCGUGCCACGGGGAGGGAAAAUCAAGUCCCCCCCGCUAGCCGACGCUGGGUCCCUCCAUCACUGAGGCCGCACCAUGGACUCACCGAAGAGGCCAGAAUUGAUUCGAUUUUUCGAAAAGUACGCGGUAUUCUGAAUAAAUUAACCCCAGAGAAAUUCCAAAAGCUUAGUGAUGACCUGUUGAAGCUCGAUCUGAACUCAUCUAAGAUUCUGAAUGGUGUUAUUUUGUUAAUAUUCGAUAAAGCUUUAGAUGAACCCAAGUACUCGUCUAUGUAUGCACAGUUGUGCAAAAGAAUCGAAAAGGAACUAGAAGUCGAUAUCGACAAAAGCAAAUCCAAUACCUUUCUGCAGAUUCUGUUAAACGUUUGUCGCGAUAAGUUUGAAAACCGUGUCCAGUAUAGUGAGAAGAUCAUCAACUCAGAACUUGCUCUUACCGAUGAUUUGGAGGAAAAGAAAAAUGUGGCCAAACAGAAGAUACUGGGUAAUGUUAAGUUCAUCGGUGAACUGUAUAAGCUCGACAUGCUCGGCGAGCCACAUCUGCACAAGAUGUUACGCUCGCUCUUUACCAACAAGUCGGGCGCGACGACGGAGAAAAACUGCGAAGAUAUGGAAUGCCUGGCACAGCUCAUCAAGACGUGCGGAAAGAAUCUGGAUACAGAGCUGGGAAAACAGCUGAUGGAUCAGUACUUCGACCGGAUGGAACAGUAUUCCCUGUCGAGCAAAUUUCCACCGCGUAUCCGGUUUCUGCUGCGCGACCUGAUCGAGCUGCGCAAAAACAACUGGACACCGAGAAAGGUGGCACGUGUGGAAGGACCGGCUCCAAUUCAGGAGCUCACAAACGAGGAUGACCUGGUGUUGCGACCGUCGUUCGGCAUGCGCGGUCGCGACUAUCGCAACCAGGAGCGCGGAGACCAGCGGGAUUGGAUUAGCAAGUUCUCGUUGAAUCCACUGAAUUUCAACGACAGCUUCAACCUGCUGAGCGCCUCUAGCCCGUCGUCAUUGAUACCACCAACGUAUUCAUCUUCACAGAACGGUUACAGCAACCGGGAUCACCGUGACAAUGGUAACGGAGGUGGUGGUGGCGGAGGUAAUUAUCGCAUGCACAAUAACCGCGGUGGCGGUCAGAAUCAACACGGCAACUAUCAUGGCAACGGUGGCAACAACAACAUGCGCUACAACAAGCACAACAGCCAUCACGGCGGCCGGGAUGGUAGAGAUGGCGGUGGCCAGAACCACCACCACCAGAACAGUGGUGGACCCAAUUCGCACAAUUCGUCCUACCAGAACAACCGGGAUGGUAUAAUGAACAGCAACAAGGACCUAGCGCCACGGUUCAAGCGCAAUCUGAUGACUCCCCAGAAUCCGGUGGAGGAUUUGCAGAUGCGGCCAACGUCAAACACUCUGCUAUUCAAGACGCAGAACAUGAACCUUAAGACGCAGCUGCCGAUUUCGCAGACGCCGUCCUUACAAUCAAGCAAGUCUGCAUACGGUUCAUCGCAGCUGGGUGAUUUCCCGUCACCAUUGACCACUCGUACACUUCUGAGCGAGCAACGAGCAGCCGCUACUGGCAAUAGUGCUUUUGGGGCAAACGCCGGCAGCAACAGCGGCAUGUCAUACAAUCAACCUUCAUUGCCAACAGGCAAUAGCUAUGGAACAAAUUCCCUAGGCGGUUCAAACGUAGGAGUUACUAACAAUGUUGGUAGUCUUGGUAGUUCAAUCUCGGCUAGUCAGCAAAUUGCUCCUAGAAAUUUAAGCCCUGGAAUGUCCAAUCAUCAGAGUGCGAUGAGUCGCGGCAACACAAACAAUCAUCAAUCUCAAUCUAGCAAUCCACUGACAUCCGGUGGUAUUGCUGUCUCUACUACCACACCUAUAAAUAAUAUCCUUCAAAAGGAUCAGGUCAUUAUCAAACAAGCCUCAUCUGAGAAAGCUGAGAAAAAGGGCAAAAAAGAUAAGGGUCCAAACAAGGAAGAGUUUAUGAAGAAGGUUACAGCAUUUGCCGCCGAAGUGUUGCUGGACAACCUGAAGCGGCAAAUCGAUGAGGAACGGCAACAGCAAAGCCAGGAUAAUAAGCCGAUAGAAAAUGGUGGAGCUGUUCAAGCGGUGCUUGUUGAGGUUGUUGAUAAAACUCUAAACCCGGAUACCGUAAACGAGGCUGAUCUCAAAGAGAAGUCAGAAGAUGACAAAUCUUCCGAGAAAGUCGACAUCGGCUCAGAGACAAUGAAAUCCGAAGAUGCAGAUAAACAGACGACGACAACGCCGACCGAGUCUCUCAUGGAAACGUUGGUACGCGAAUUUGGUGAACUAAAAGUGCCGGAAAAGUUCAUGCGUGACUCGAUCAGCAAGAUUGUGAACGAAGUGCUUGACAAAUCGGACCCAUUCCACGAAAAAAUCAUUGAGUUUUUGCAGCGAUUGCGCAAACAGAACAAACUUUCCAACGGAGCUAUGCUAGAAUCGUUCAAAUCGUUAGUUAACUCAAUGAAUGAAAAAGAGAAAACCAUCCCGAAAAUUACCACCAUUGUAGCAUCGCUGCUAUCGCGGGCCGUUAACGCGAAGCUGUGCAAACUUUCUGACAUUUCUAACUACACAGACAAUGGUCAGCACUAUCCGUUGUUUUUGCUGGUGCUACAGCAGCUCCACAAGCAGCUAGGCAAGCAAAAAUUGCAUGAAAUGUUCACUCAAAGCAAGGUUAACUUGAUGAGCAGUCUUCCGGAGAGUGACCGCACCAAAGACCGGAUGGCUGAAAUCCUAGAAGAUCGCAACUUGAGUUUCCUGUAUCCACUGCUACGGGUACAGGCGGAACUGUGGAAGCAAAUUCAGGCCGAUGCUAACCCGCAGCAAUUCUACAAAUGGAUCAAGGAGAACGUUGAAACCACCUGUUACACGGAUCCGGGUUUCAUUACCGCGGUCAUGACGGUUCUUCUGAAGUAUAUUACGCAGGAAUCAUCCAAAUGUGCGGAUGAGAAACAAUCGGUCGAAAAGGAGAAAGAGAUCCUAAAGAAGUACUGCCCGGUGUUGAACGCAUUCCUACACGGAAACAACGACCUGCAGCUAAUAGCAAUUUAUGCCAUGCAGGUGUAUUGGUACAGCAUCGAUUUCCCGAAAGGUAUCCUGCUACGUUGGUUCCGCGAGUUCUACGAACUGAGUGUCAUCGAGGAGGAUGCCUUCUUGCGCUACAAGGAAGACGUCACCGAUAUGUAUCCAGGCAAGGGUAAGGCCUUGUUCCAGGUGAAUCAGUGGCUCACAUGGCUAGCGGAGGCCGAAGAUGAGGACGAGGAGGAUGAUGAGUAAGAGCGCGAUAUAACGUCCUGGUAGAAUUAGCGGUUAUAACGAUUUUAAAAAUUUAGUAGCAAGUGGCUUAUUUUUUAUUUUGUUGUGAACUGAAAUUGUUUUGUUUUAUUUACUUUUGGAUACAUUUUUUUGCCAUGGACAAAGAUUAAUCAAAAUGUUUUGUAUACAAAUUGAAGCAGUUGUUAUUUGUACAUUGGUCCGGUAUCUUUUUUUUUUCUCGAGUGACAAAGAAACAGUCUCUAGUGCAUCAUAUUUUAAAUUUGGUUUGAGAAGGUUGUGUAACAGGAUCCACCAUACAUACACUCUACAGAUUCAGAAACACGGAAAGCUACACAAUUAACGAUAGCAGCAGUCUUAAUAAUAGAACAAUAUAAACAGUCGAACUCAACCUAUAAUCAAAUAGAGCUAUAAUUGCAAACAUAAUAGUGUUAUCAGACUGUCACUAAAGAUGUGACGUUAUGAAAAAUAAAAAUAAAAUAAAAUAAAUAGAACAAUUUGUAUUUGCAAACUGCGCAAAAAUUAAGUAGUAGAAUCAAUUUAGUUUUUCUGCUGUGAUUGAGAUCAGUGUAUAAAACUGGGACAUACAGUAAAUGAAUGACAGUGCAAUUGAAGCUCUUCAAAACAGGAAUUUGUAAGAGAUAAGUGUGAUCGGAUGCGUUUAAAAUGUGCUUGUUUUAAUAAAUAGAACUGGUAACUAUUUUUUUGAGUGUUCGUGUUUGUAGCAGUAGUAGUAAGCCAUUAUCGUUUAACUUCUGUACAUGCUGCAAAACAUGCACAGGAAAUACAUUACAACUAAUGUGGUAGUAAAACAGUAUCAAGUUAGAAUUUGAUUAUUUGUCCUGCACCGUUGAAUAUUACUCGUUCACACUAGUACCCACAAUGACACACACAGAAACACGCGUAUAAAAGCGUCGAGAGGAAUAGGAAGUAACAUAAAUUAAAAAGCAGCUAAUCUAUCAUCGCCAAUCUAAUUGCAACUGAGCAACACACCAGUGCUUGUGUGCCUACUCUAAAAUUCCUCAAGAAAGUAAAAAAAAAACUGGAGAGUAACCAUCAACACGUCACAGUCAUACAAAACAAUCGCAAAACGUGCGUCUUAUAUGCAAUUAUACAAGUCUUCUUUGCAAGUGAAAGGUGCGGAUCUCCUACACUGACCGAAGCUCGUUCAGUCAUUUAAGAGUUGAUUGCCAAAAGAAGACUGAAAAGCAAACAGAUGAAAUUACGUUCAUAAAGGGAAAUCGAUUAAAUUGAGACAGUGUAGCUCGUAGAUAGAUUAAAAUAUGAUUAUGUAUCUAGCAAAUUAAAUAAACGGAAUAAGUUUGACAACUUUCCAACCUACAAAGCGGCAUUUCCAAAGCAGCAUCAAACUCGAGCAAGCUUUCAUCAUGGAGGUUCAAACAAAAUCAUAAAAGAAACGUGAGUGUUAGUAUUAUCGUAACAGAAAACUUAUAGUUCACUGUUAACAUUAGUAGGAAUGCGCACGUUGACAAAAACCAUUCUGUUAGGAUCAGAAACCACUUCCCUGCGUGUAUGUACUAAUUUAUUCAAACUCGAUCAAACCAGAAUUUCAUCCGAUUUCAACAUUCUACGGGAAAGACGAAUCACAAAUUAUUGUGAUUUCAUGCAACACAAGCUUGUUCACAUAUUAUCAAAAAAGAACUUUUGGCGCAUUCAGUCGCAUAACGACAGAGGUAAUGUAACUUAGCAUCAUCGAUCUCUACCAAAA